Messenger RNA from Symbiodinium sp. CCMP2456, 1863 nucleotides. NCBI's taxonomy places the organism in Eukaryota, Dinophyceae, Suessiales, Symbiodiniaceae. The record is from the annotation of a GenBank genome assembly.
GACCUCGAGCAACAGUUCCAGGCCGGCAAGCUCGGCAUGUGGCUGUUCCUCGCCCAGGAGGUGCUCUUCUUCUCGGGCCUGUUCGCCGCGUACACGGUGUUCCGCUGGCACUACCCCGAGGUGUUUGUCGACGCGCACCACCACCUCAACAAGACGCUCGGGGCGAUCAACACGAUCGUGCUGCUGGCGAGCAGCUUGGCGAUCGCCUGGGGCGUGCGGGCCGCGAUGCGGAACGACCGCCGUACGAUCCUCAACACGCACGUCUUCACCCUCGGCUGCGCGGCGUUGUUCCUCGGCGUGAAGGCGAUCGAGUACACCCACAAGUGGGACGAGGGCAUCGGCCCGGGCAACUUCUAUAAGUUCAGCGGCGGCCACCUCGAAGCCGACUGGCACUUCGCCGACUACAUGCCAAGCCUGGCGAUCGGUUCGCUGGUCAUCGGCGCCGCCAUCACGUUCUUCGGCGCCCGUUGGGCCGGCGCCUCCAAGCCCGUGAAGGGCUGGGUCACCGCGUCGAUCGGCGUCUGCGUGCUGUCGUUCGGACUGGGCAUCGUGCUCGCCAAGUGCAUCAUGCCGACCGAGGCCGAGGUGGCCCGCGCCGGCGGCCACGACGCUCACGCCGCCGAUCACGCCGCUGAGUCGCAUGAAAGCGAUGCGGCGCCGACCGAAGGAACCGAUCUGGCGGCCGUGACUUCGGCCGCCGCUCCCGGCGAGGGAGAGACGACCGCCGCCGGCGAGGUCGAUCCGAAGUCGCCGGAAGAGCAGGCCCAAGACGUAGCGGCCGCCCCCCGCGGCGCCGCCUUCGGGCCGGCCAACUUCUUCGCGAUCUACUUCAUCAUGACCGGCGUCCACGCCGUGCACAUCAUCGCCGGCAUCAUCGCGAUCACCUGGGUCGUCGCCAAAGCCGCCGCUAGCGAGUUCUCCGCGGAGUACUUCCUGCCGGUCGAGAAUGUCGGCCUCUACUGGCACAUCGUUGACUUGGUGUGGAUUUAUUUGUUCCCGCUGAUUCCCCAGGUCCUCUGGGCGACGUUCGGCGCGCUGGUGGCGCUGACGCUGCUGACCGUCGCCGUCUCGACGGUGCCGCUGAAAGACUUCCCGGUGCAGUACUUCCUGCCGAUGGUCUUCAACGACCCGAUGGACCUGACGUGGCUCGACAUGCCGAUCACGCUCACCAUCGCGACGGCCAAGGCGUUGCUGGUGGCGGUGAUCUUCAUGCACCUCCAGCACGACAAGCUCUUCAACAGUAUCCUGAUGAUCGGCGCGAUGGUCUUCCUGGUGCUGUUCCUCGGCAUGACCGUGCUCGACAGCCACGAGUACACGCCGGACGUCAACAGCUACAAGGCGGACAAGGCGGCGGAGGCGAACCCGACGGACAAGUCCUCUCCCCGGUCGCCCGGAGCCGCCGUGAAACGCUACUGCCUGCCGCUCGCCGCGGCCCUCGGCGCGCUGAGCGCUAUCUCGAUCGCUAAUAUCGCGAACGCCCAGUCGCCUGCCUCGUCGUCGAUCGCCUGGAGCGACGUCACGGCCGACGCCUUUGCCGCCUCGCACCGCACCGGCAAGCCGAUCCUCGUCUACGUCACGGCCGAGAAGUGCGCCUUCUGCCGCAAGAUGGAGAAGGAGACCUGGAGCGACCCAGCGGUCGCCCAGAUGGUCCGCACGGGCUACGUGCCGCUGAAGCUGCACGCUGACACGCACCCCGACGAGAUCGCGUCGCUGAGGGUCCGGGCGUUCCCCGCGACGAUCCUCGUGACGGCCCAGGGCAAGCCGUUCGCCGGCCGCGUCGGCUUCGUCGAGCCGGCGAAGCUCGUCGAGAUGCUCCAACCCGAAGUCGCCGUCGCGCCAUCGAUCCGCCAGCCGGCGCUGUAG